Messenger RNA from Closterium sp. Naga37s-1, 3447 nucleotides. NCBI's taxonomy places the organism in Eukaryota, Viridiplantae, Streptophyta, Zygnematophyceae, Desmidiales, Closteriaceae. The record is from the annotation of a GenBank genome assembly.
AUGCCUGGGUCGUCGCAGGCCGGCGCGGCUGGUCCUGAUGGGGCGUAUCUGGUGACAGUUCCUUCGAUCUCGGACGGCAUCCCCGUUUCACCGUCCCAGCUUUCCUCGACUGCCACCCUUUCAUCCGUGCCGGAGUCCGUCGCGCUGGAGAUCGGCCCUGUCGCAGCGUGGGACGAGCAGGAGAUUGGUGUUGCCGUGUCGCACAGCGACGACAGCGACAGCGACGAAGACGGCGACGGCGACGGCGAAUUUGGAGCUGCAGCAGAUCCGGUGACGGAGAUGGCAGCAGAUGCGGUGUUGGAGAUGGCUGAAGACGCAGUAUCGGAGAUGGGAACGGGGACGCUUGAAGACCUGCUGGCCGCCGCCUUGGCGUUCGACUGCCCGUCCAGCAGCGGACUGUCUACUUCCGCGUCCUCCGCGUCGCCCGCGUCGUCCGCGUCGUCGCGCUCGUCGUCGUCGUCGGAUAUCAGCGCCUCGUUCAGCCUGGGGAGCAGCAAGCUGUCGUGGACCGACUUCAACCCCCCAGCGCCCCCCCCGUUGCCCUCCCCCGCUCCGCUGCCCACUGCACCCGCGUGGCCGCCCAACGGGGAGGUGGCGCCGCUGCGGCAUGAAGUGUCCCUGGAUCCGCACGGGACGCCGGUUUUGGAGGAGGCGUGUGUGGGUAGUCCGAGUCCGUCUUCUGGUGGCUCUCUCGUCUCUGGUUUGCUCGUUGCUGCUCCCUGCUCGCCCUCUUCUGCUGCUGGUCCCCAGGAUCGUAGUCCAGGGUCCGUUCUGGAAGGAGUUGGAGCAUCGCCGGAGAGCAGUUCGCGAGUAGGAGCAGGAGCUGCUGUUGGAGCUGCUUCUUCUGCUGUUGCUGCUGGUGCUGCUGGUGUUCGUCGUCCUCCGCUUCCUUCUCAGUGUCAGCCUACUCGCGGUGCUGCCUCUGCUCCUGUUGCUUCUGGCAGUGGUGCAGUGGCUAGGGGCGGAGAGGGGAAGAAGGUGCAGUCGGUUGGGUGUAGCAGCGGUGCAGCUCUGUUCUCAGGGCCGCUAGGGCUUGGAGGGAGUUCUGGGGCUGCCCAACCCACCCUCGCUGUUCCCGCGGUUCCCGCUGUUCCUGCUCCAUCUGCUCGUUCCGCUGCUUUUUUCGGUUGCCAUUUGAAGCCUCACUCCAACAAGACAGCGAAGCUCAAGCAGAGCAAGUUAGAUGCCCGCAGGGAGCAGUUUCUCUCGCAAGUUGCUGCUACCAAAACCGCAACACCCAGUGUUCAAGGUGUCAAGCUUCCUGUCAAAGGCUCAGUCGAAAAGACUCGCAGUGAUAGAAAAGGUUCUCAAUUCGCAGAAGAAGCAGGGAAAGCAAAGGAGACAGGGGAUGAUCAGUCGAUUGGUGAUAGCGUAUCCGGUGCAGGAUUCAAGGAUUCCCUUGCCAAUGGGGUUUUGGAAAAGAGGAGAGACGGAGAGGAGCAGAUGAACGGAGAGGAGAGGCAGGAGGGAGACAGAGGGCACGGAGCAGCGGAGGAAGGAGGAGCAGCUGAGGAAGCUGAAGAGAAGCAGUGGUGGGAGGACUCUGAUGGUGACGAGGGUGAUGCAGGGGAGGGUGACAUGGGGACGGGUGGUUUGAGGGAUGGAGAUGGUGUGACGAUUAUUGGGGAGAGAGAUAGGGCAGGGAGUGGCGGUAGCAGCACAGGGAAGGCCGUCUGUGAAGAUUCACUGAAGAGUCAUUGCGAGGAGGGCGGGCAGUUGGAGAAAGCACCGCACGUUCAGGAGGCUGGGCAGUUGAAGAAAGCACUGCGAUUGGAGGAGGGGGAGGAGGAGGGUGUGGUAGUCGAAAUUUCAGUAGAAACGAAACUGGAAGGGACGUGUGAGGGCGCAGCAGCUGUGGAGGAGGAGACUGCAGCAGCUGUGGAGGGGGAGGCUGCAGCAGCUGUGGAGGGGGAGACUGCAGCAGCAGUGGGGGGUGUACGGGGGGAGAGCCCUGGAACCGAAUUAAUCAGCACGGGCACGGCUGAGGUGGUGGUAGCAACAGUAGCUUCAGUGAGUGAUGGGGCGGAGGAAGGGAGUAACGGGAUGGUCUCUUGCAGUGCUGUAGAAUCAGCAGCUCCGCUAUUGGUGGCAGGUCCUGGCCCUGUUGACCGUGAUUUUGAGUCGACUCAACAGUCAUCUUGCGGUGCUGUAGAGUCAGCAGCUCCGCUAUUGGUGGCAGAUCUCGGGCCUUCUGGUGGUGAUGCGUCUGCUGGUGGUGCUUCCGCUGGUGGUGUGUCUGAUGUUGUUGGGUGUGCCGGUACUGGGGUGAAAGGCGGUAAAAAAAAGGGGAAGAAAGGGAGAGAGGGGAAGGAGGGGAAGGAGAGGAGGCGAGCAGGGGAGGCGGAGGAGAGGAGUAUGGGAGUGAGGCAGAGAAUCAAAGAGAUUGGAAAGGGGAAAUUGGACCGGGAUUGUAAAGGUGAAUGCUCUGAGAAGCUGUGUAACAGCAGUGGGGGGAACAGUCGUGAUUGUAGCAGCAACGACACCAGGGAGGGCAGCGGUAUUAGAAUGUGUGGGAAUGGGAGCGGCUUCGAGUGUGGUUCUUGUGGUGACGGCAACAGUGAGAGCAACGGUGAUAGGGGGAGUGGAGGGAGGAAGGAGGGGGGGGAGUGGCGUGGAAAAGGGAAGGAUGAGAGAGAACGGAGCGAAAAGAAUGGGAGGAGAAAGAAGAAUGGGCUGGUCAAUGGAACGCGGGGCAUUGGUGGCUGUGACGUUAUUGCUGAGAAAGUCGUGGAGCUGUAUUUGAAAAGGAAGGGGAAGAAGAUUGAGAGAGGCGAGGGGAAGGAGGUGGAGGAGAGUGAAGAAUAUACAACUGGAGAUCACAUGGGUCAUGUGGGGCAUGUGAGUCACAUGGGGCAUGUGGGGCAUGUGGGGCAUAGCAUUGACUUCUGCAACGGGACAAAAAUCACCGGUGGGGGGUUGAGACCAGAGUAUACAUACAAUGCAGCAGGCAUGGGGGGGAGGGGGCAGUUGCGCUACCCUGCUGCUGCCUCUGCUGCCGCCGCUGCUGCUACUGCUGCUGCUGCUUCUGCUGGUGAUCGCGGUUGGAGAACGGACGAGUGUGGUUUUGCUGAUCUGAGGCGCCUCAAAAGCUCCUCUGUAUCUACCGCCGCCGCUGCCGCCGCUGCUGCUGCUGCUGCUGCUGCUGUGUCGUCUGCUUCUUCAGCUGCUGCGUCUGCUGCCGCUGCUGGUGCUGCCGGUGCUGCUGCUGCUAACCCAUCAUCAUCAUCAGCAGCAGCGGCAGCAACGCCUCUCUGUCCAAUCUGUGCUGAGGAGCUCGAUACAACAGAUUCCUCCUUCCUCCCCUGCUCCUGCGGGUUCCGCCUUUGUCUCUUCUGCCACCACCGCAUCGCAUCAGACGACGGACGCUGCCCGGGCUGCCGCCAGGCCUACAGCCCUGAGGUAGCUGCCAAGCUCUCCCGCCCGCCGAACCUCAAGCUGCGGUCGUAG